Messenger RNA from Helianthus annuus (common sunflower), 1295 nucleotides. RefSeq lists its product as uncharacterized. The transcript is spliced from 3 exons. The record is from RefSeq and is a predicted model, not a curated record. The coding region runs from base 141 to 1031 and encodes 296 amino acids. NCBI's taxonomy places the organism in Eukaryota, Viridiplantae, Streptophyta, Magnoliopsida, Asterales, Asteraceae.
CAUAAACAAAACAAAAAAAAAAAAACACGAACCUCGUUUUGUUUUCAAAACGUUGGCUCGAUACGCGUCUCAUACUUUUCAAACAAAACCCACCCUUUAAAUCCAUUGUAUUCUUUCAUAACUCAAACAUUGGUGUCACAAUGCAUGUGAAAUCUGACUCCGAUACAACCACUCUCUACUACGUCCAGAGCCCAUCAAACCAUGAUGCUAACGAUAAAUUGUCAUACGGGUCACCCCCAUACGGGUCUCCGGGUCACCUGACCCACUACCAUUGUACUCCUAUUCACCAUUCUCGAGAGUCCUCCACUUCACGGACGUUUACUGCAUCUGUCAAAAACGCCGUCGUUACGGGUGCUCAUCAUGGUCAUGCUACGUGGAAGAGGAUAGAGGAUGGUGACGUGGAGGAUGAUGAUGAUGACGGUGACGGUGACGGCGGGGUUCCGUUAAGGUUUUAUGUUAUGUGGUUCGUUGUGUCGUUUGUUAUCUUGUUUACCGUUUUCUCGUUGAUUUUGUGGGCUGCUAGUGUUCCGUACAAACCCGAGGUUUUAGUUAAGAGCAUGGUGUUUGACAACUUUAAUGUUCAAUCUGGAAUGGAUGCAACCGGAGUACCAACGGAUAUGUUAACUUUGAAUACAACGGUCAAGAUCUUUUACCGGAAUCCGGCAACAUUCUUUGGUGUUCAUGUCACCGUUACUCCUAUCGAAAUCCAUUAUUUCCAACUAAAGUUUGCUUCUGGCUAUGUGAAGAACUUUUAUCAAUCAAGAAAGAGCCAAAGAGUGAUCGUGUCACAUGUUUUAGGGUAUCAAAUGCCGCUAUAUGGUGGAGUGUCUCCGUUCAAUGCCGCCAUAGGCCACCUCGAGAAUGUAAUAGUUCCUGUUAAUCUGACAUUCACGAUGAGGUCAAGAGCAUACAUUUUGGGGAGGCUCGUGAGCCCGAAGUUCUACAAAAAAGUUUUGUGUCAAGUCACAUUAUACGGUAACCAAAUUGGCAAGCAUGUGAACUUGACCGGUUCUUGCAUCUAUAGUGAUUGAUUUGUAAAAAUAGUUAUGGCUUAUUUGGUCACCUUUAGUCAUAGCAAAAUGUUAGUGUGUCUUGUAACAUUGAAUGUCAAAAACCACAAUGAACCUAAACGACGACGAAGCUUUGUUACCCUCUCUUGUGUCGGAUGUUGGAACCUGGGCCGAUCGCUGAUACGAAAACUUCAGCAAACCCACCAAUUUUAUGUAUGCUCUAGCUAGUAUACAUAGGGAGAUUUUUGAGUCUCAAUACAACGAUUGUGAGGCAUUGGUUGAUAA